Closterium sp. NIES-67 is the source of this 2620-nucleotide messenger RNA. NCBI's taxonomy places the organism in Eukaryota, Viridiplantae, Streptophyta, Zygnematophyceae, Desmidiales, Closteriaceae. The record is from the annotation of a GenBank genome assembly.
CGCACGAGUCAACUGCCUUCUCUCACAACCGCUUCUUGACGCCAUAGCUAGCUAGUCAAUGUUGGUGAGCGAGUUAUCCGUAGGUUGACUGCCGCGUUUUCCUGUACAUAAAGCGGUAAUUCUGAGUUCAGUAGGUCCCUUUUACUUAGCCUAGACCUUGUGUGGGACUGAACUCCUUUUUACCAGCCAAACAUCCUACAAUUUUGCCGUUGUUACUCCUGGUCGGAGUAUUCAUCGCGCGAGCCACCGCCUCGUCAAGAUUGUCGCCUUCGUUUUCCCUGACCUCACUGCGACACAUUUUUCCGCCAUAGCGCGAGUCCGCACGGAAAUACCAGCUUGAUCAUCCCAGUCACUCUUCCCCUUACACACUCAGCGAUAAUCCAUCCUCAAUUGUUGUUUUUUGGGCUUUUAACGGACGUUUUGAAAGCGACCCAGAGACGUAUUCCGCUACCUCAUCGUAUUCCGUCAACGUCCAUGUCGUCACCGUUAGUCCAAUUCCCUUCCCGGACGCCUUCUGUACCUCCGGCUUUCGCGCCGGCCUUUCCGCUGGGGUACCACCCCCGUCCCCCUCGCCCUCUUGAGCCGACCAACGACUUUCUCGCGCUUUUCCAGCAGCGCGCAAAAGCCGCUGAGAGCGCGGCGCUCCGAGAGAAAGAGCUCCUCGAGGCGGCGGGCGAGGCGGAAGACGGCUCGAGCUUCGACGACGACGACUGGCCGGAAUGGUCGCCGACGGCCGCGGACGACGGUAACGACGACGGCGCGUCGCAGGAGGACGAAGGAUCGUCGCAUAGUAGCAGCAGCAGCAGGAGCAGCGAUAGCAGCGGUAGCAGCAGGGGCAACGACAGAAGGAGCAGGAGCAGGAGCAGGAGCAGAAACAGCGGUAGUAUUUCGGACGACGAUGGCCCUCACGAGAUCCGGCAUCUCCAGAGCGAGAACUGCGGCGAGUGCAAUGUUAACGGAAACGGAAACGGUAACGGUAACGGUUACGGGGACACUUCAACCCCCGAGAAGCAGCAAGUCCUGGCGCGCCGAGCCAGCCGCGACCGGUGGAACCUGCAGCAGCUGCUGAUCGCGGAGCGGCGAGCGCUCGGGCCGCCGGUGACGGGGUCGUACUUCUACCAGCGCGAGGACGCGGAGGGCAACAAGCCGCUGUUCUCGUUCGGCGUGAUGACCGACGUGCAGUACGCCGAUAUCGAUGAUGGACACUCGUUCCUGGGGAUCCCGAGGUUUUACCGGCACAGCCUGGAAGUGGUGAAGCAGGCGGUGCGCGACUGGAACCAUGCGACGAAUCAGAUCUCCUUCGCCGUCCAUUUUGGCGACCUCGUCGACGGGCUCUGCCCUCGCGACAAGUCGCGCAACGCUUUUCAAACGGUUCUCGACGAGUUCGGCAAGCUAUCCAGCGGGCCCGUCUACCACAUGCUAGGCAACCACUGUCUCUACAACCUCCCUCGUAAGGCUCUGAACAAGCUCUUAGCCAUGCCGCCGUCCCCCGACCAUCGCUCCUACUACCAUGUCUCCCCCUUCCCGGGCUUCCGCCUCGUCACCCUCGACCCGUACGACGUCAGCAUGAUCGGCUGGCCGUCCGGCCACCCGCACGCUGAGCUGGCGGCGGAGAUUCUCGGGCGGCAGAACCCGAACGAGGAGAAGAACAGUCCGGAAGGGAUGGUGGGGCUGCAGCGGCGGUUUCUGAAGUUCAAUGGGGGAGUGAGCGAGGCACAGCUGGAGUGGCUGGAAGGGGUUCUUCAAGAGAGUGAUUCCUGUGGGGAGACAGUGAUUAUUUGCUGCCAUUUGCCUGUGGAGCCGAACGCUCUCCCCACUUCUACGUGCCUUAUCUGGAACUAUGAUAAGGUUCUGGCGACCAUUCAGCAGCACGACUGUGUGGUGGCGGUUAUCUCGGGCCACGCGCACUUUGGAGCGUAUACGUGUGAUGACAAGGGCAUUCACCACCGCAUUCUUGAGGCGGCACUUGAAUGUCCCAUGGGCACGUCGGCAUUCGGCCACAUUGACGUGUACCCGGAUCGCCUCUGCCUCAUCGGCCAUGAUCGCAUGAUGAGCACACAGAUGGUCUUCCACGACCGCCACAUCAACCGCCACAUCAGUGCUGACAGCUCACCUGCCUGCCACGUCAACAAGCCAUUACAUCAGCUGGUUAAUGGCUCGGCCCUGGCAUUGCCAGGGGUGGGAACGCCGAAGGGAACGCCGAAGGGAACGCCGAAGGGAACGCCAAAAGCGUCCCCUGUGCGUCGAGCCAACAAGGGGUGGCGCAGCGCGGUGGAUACUGAGAGACCAGCCGAAUCUCAAGUGAGAUGUCCUGGAAUCGAGGUGUAGCAGGAAGGAGUCUGCUGGACACUUAGGAGAGCCUGUUGGAAGGCUGCUGUUGGAAGGGAGCCACCAUUUUCUGGCAUGGACACUAAACACCCUAAGGCCCCAUCAAAGUGGGCUUUUUUAUGCAGGCUGCAGAGCAAGUGGGCCUAUUUUUCUAUGCCAGCGCUUUUUUAAGGGUGCUAGCUGCCCUGUGCGAUUAAAAGUUUCCAUGCUUCUAGUUUCCAUUCUUUAUAUUUACUAGUUGGAAAUGUCAAUAGUUUAUUUUGUUUUGACUUGCAUGUUUGGAUACAUGGUG